This is a messenger RNA of Gadus chalcogrammus (walleye pollock), 3872 nucleotides long. It is a transcript of the gene cacna2d1a, whose product is annotated as calcium channel, voltage-dependent, alpha 2/delta subunit 1a. Gene Ontology annotation, molecular function: voltage-gated calcium channel activity. Gene Ontology annotation, cellular component: L-type voltage-gated calcium channel complex. The transcript has 38 exons. The coding region runs from base 390 to 3632 and encodes 1080 amino acids. NCBI's taxonomy places the organism in Eukaryota, Metazoa, Chordata, Actinopteri, Gadiformes, Gadidae. The record is from RefSeq and is a predicted model, not a curated record.
CGGAUACCGAUCCGUGCGUGAGGUCACACAGCGCUGGUGAGCUUGGGGUGAUCGUGCCCUCCUCUCCUCUCUCCUUCCCCAUUCGCCGCCGUCUGCGUGUCUACUGUAGGCUACAACGCGAGAGGCUACUGUCAAAGCGGUGGGGGGGAACCAGACAUGUGCCUGCUGGUGAAUUAAACAAGAGAAACGCGAACAAGCCGAGGUUUGUUUUCAAACUCGCCCACGAUGGCGCUCACAGUGUUUGAUUAAAAACGCCACAGCGCUCCGUUUGGUGUGCGGACUUUCUUUUUGCGGACUUGAUUUACUUCGCCUUCUUAUCUCCCUUUUGGAUCGAGGUUUUUUUCGGGUUAUUCUGCUUGUGAACACGGCGGACAGGAUUACGCAUUACCAUGGAUACCUCCACUUUUUCCAUCAGCCUGUUACUCCUGGCCGCGAUGGGGUCCGUCUCCGUGGGAGAGUUCCCGACAGAACAAAUGAUCAAAGAAUGGGCGGACCAGAUGCAGAAGGACCUGAUCUCAUUAACGGACACAGCCAGCGGCAUGGACAGCCUGAUAGAGAGUUACCACAACCACAGAGAUCGCUUCAAGGUGGAGUCCAACAACCCCACCUAUCUGGUUGCCAAGGCAGCGGAGAACAUCGAGAAGCUGCUGUUAACACGCUCCCAGGCGCUAAAGAGACUGGCUUCAGAAGCAGAGAAAUAUCAGAUGGAGCACGAGUGGAGGGAUGAUUAUACGGAAGACGAAAUUAUUUACUACAACUCCAAAGAUGGCAUUAACCAGACGAAUAAACGCUUUGUACCAGACGACUUCCAGGACGACCCCGACUUCAAACGGAAGGUGUCCUACAACACCACCGCCGUGCACAUCCCCACGGACAUAUACAAUGGCUCCACCAUCGUGCUGAAUGAGCUGAACUGGACCGAGGCGUUGGAGGAUGUGUUCCGCAAGAACAAAGAGGAGGACCCCUCUCUGCUGUGGCAGGUGUUCGGCUCUGCCACCGGAUUGGCUCGCUUCUUCCCAGCGUCCCCCUGGAUGGACUCCAGUAAGACCCAGCAGAAGAUCGACCUGUACGACGUGCGCAGGCGGCCCUGGUACAUCCAGGGAGCAGCCUCCCCAAAGGACAUGCUGAUCCUGGUGGAUGCGAGCGGCAGCGUGUCAGGCCUCACCCUGAAGCUGAUCCGGACGUCGGUCAGCGAGAUGCUGGAGACGCUCUCUGACGACGACUACGUCAACGUGGUGUCUUUCCAUGAGACGGCCAAGGUGGCGGCGUGCUUCCAGAACCUGGUGCAGGCCAACGUCAGGAACAAGAAGAUCCUGAAGGUGGCCGUGCAGGGCAUCACCGCCAAGGGCAUCACCAACUACCGCGGGGGCUUCGAGAAGGCCUUCGAGCAGCUUGCCCUGAUGAACGCGUCCAGGGCUAACUGCAACAAGAUCAUCAUGCUCUUCACUGACGGAGGAGAGGAAAAGGCAACGGAGAUCUUUAACAAAUACAAUUCUGACAAGAAGGUGCGCAUCUUCACAUUCUCAGUCGGGCAGCACAACUACGACAAGGGACCAAUCCAGUCGAUGGCCUGCGAAAACAGAGGCUACUACUACGAGAUUCCAUCGAUAGGUGCCAUCAGAAUAAACACUCAGGAGUACCUGGAUGUUCUGGGACGGCCCAUGGUCAAGGCCGGCCAAAAGUCUAAGCAAGUGCAAUGGACUAACGUCUACCUGGAUGCCCUGGAACUGGGCCUGGUCAUCACCGGCACCCUGCCCGUCUUCAACAGGACCAACACCCGGGCGGACAAAGAGAGAGGCGUGAAGAAGCCCCAGAGCCAGCUGAUCCUGGGCGUGAUGGCCGUCGACGUCUCCCUGGAGGACAUCAAGAGGCUGACGCCGCGAUUCACCUUUGGACCCAACGGCUACUACUUUGCCAUCGACCCCAACGGCUACGUCCUGCUCCACCCCAACCUCCAGCCUAAGAACCCCAAGUUCCAGGAACCGGUGACGUUGGACUUCCUGGACGCUGAGCUCGAGGACGAGGUCAAAGUUGAGAUCAGGCAGAAGAUGAUUGACGGCGAGACGGGCGACCACAUGAUCAGCACACUGGUGAAGUCCCAGGAUGAGCGGUACAUCGACCGAGGCCUGAGAUCGUACACGUACGCGCCGGUCAAAGGCAGCGACUACAGCCUUGCCCUGGUGCUCCCGGGGUACAGUAUGCAUUACAUCCGUGCGGACAUCGGCGACACCAUCACCCAGGCCAAAUUCACUGAAAGUCUUCUGGCCUUUGAAGAGCAUGGCCACACAUUCAUAGCACCGAGAGACUACUGCAAGGACCUGAAGCCCCUGAAGAACAACACAGCGUUCCUGAAGGAGUUUCUGGACUACAUCGACAGGAAGACUCCCAACAACCCCAUGUGUAACGUGGAGCUUGUGAACCGGCUGCUGCUGGACGCCGGCAUCACUCACGGCCUGUCCCAGAUCUGGAAGGAGCGAGAGCUGCAACAUGGCGUCUUGGCCAGAUUUGUUGCCACCGACGGCGGGAUCACCCGAGUCUACCCCAAAAGCGCCGGUCAAUAUUGGACAGAGAAUGCGGAGACGUAUGAAUCCAGUUUUUACAAGAGGAACCUGGACAAUGAUCUGUACAUCUUCACUCCAACCCCCUGGAACCCUGCUGCCGCGUACGAGAACGGGACCGAGGAGGCCAUCCUGGUCAGCCGAGCUGUUGACCUCACCAUCGAUGACAUCACACUGAAACCAGCAGUGGUCGGGGUCAAGCUGGACAUCGGCGUCUGGAUGACCAGCUUCAUCAACACCACACAGAGGGCCAACUGCAAAGAUGAGAUCUGUGGCUGUCAGCGUAAUGCCGAGUACUUGGACUGUGUCAUUCUGGACGACGGGGGUUUCCUGGUGAUGUCCAACCAGGACAACUACAUGGAUCAGAUCGGGCGGUUCUUCGGGGUCAUGGACCCCACUCUGAUGCUGGACCUGGUCAACUCGUCGCUCUACACCUUCAACAAGACCUUCGACUACCAGAGUCUCUGUGACCCCGAGAAGGAGACGCGGGGAGCCGGCCCCCGAUCCGUCUACGUGCCCACCAUCGCAGACAUGUUGAACAUCGGCUGGUGGGCCACAGCUGCGACCUGGUCCAUCAUGCAGCAGAUGUUGGUCAGCCUCACCUUCCCAAACUUCAUGGAAGCAGCCGAUGUGGAGGAGGACCUGUCGGACUCCAUGUCCAAGGAGGGCUGCAUCACGCAACAGACCCAGUACUUCUUCGAGUCCAGCGAGCUGUCCUUCAAGGGGACGGUGGGCUGCGACAACUGCUCCCGGAUCUACCACGCGGAGAAGCUGCCCAGGACCAACCUGGUGUUCAUCAUCGCUGACGCCCGGCACACCUGCGUGCAGUGUGAGGGCAGCCCGCUGGUCCAAGACGAGCAGCCCUCCACCGGUCCGAACCCGUGUCUCCUGGCCAGGAACCCGCGCUACAGAAAGGGGCCCACCAACUGCUUCGACGACAACACCAGGGAGCAGGACUUCGGCUGCGGGGGGGCGGCGGCCCUGAGCCCCUCCCUGUGGACUCUGGUGGGGGUCCAGAUGCUCCUGCUGUGGACGAUGUCCGGUAACCGGAGCCCCGCCCACGUCCCCUCGUGACCCCUGACCUCUCCGGGUCACCCAAUACCUUAUGCCCCCCCCCCCUCAACGAUGAUAAUGACAACAACCAUGACAUGAUGAUGAUGAUGAAGAUUAAAUUGCUUUGCGGUGAAGAAGAUGAAGAGGCGGCUAAACGCUGCGAGUGCUGCUGGGUAAUCCCUCCCAGGCCAAGCUGUGUGCGUCUGUGUGUGUCUGUGUGCACUUGUGUGCGUCGAUAAGGGGAGAGGGUUGGGGGGGGGG